AUGGCUCUGGCGACUGAAAUGGAAGAGAUUUAUUCAUCUUCAGGUGUUAAAUUCAACUGGAAGAUCAAAAAAAUUUCAACUUCUGGAGCAAUUUUUACUGACACUGAUGUUUUCUCUAUUGGCGCUACUAAGUGGAAAGCAAGGAUUUAUCCAGAGGGAUUUGGGACAGUGUUUGACCACUUAUCACUCUACCUACUCGCCGUAGACUUGACAGAAAACGUCGACACGGAGUUCACUUUUGCCGUUACCAGUCAAACUGAUCGCAACAACACAGUGAGAAAGAAACGAAAAGUGAUUUAUGUUGAAACGAGUGUCCAAGGGUUUGGUUGGACAUAUUUCAUGCCUCUUCACAAACUUCAUGACCCGAAUAACGGCUAUAUUGUGGAUGAUAGUUGUGUCAUCUCAAUUGAGGUUACUUGCUGGAUGAAACAGGAGGAUUCAACACUGAAAGAGAGCGAUCCACACAAGCUCCCAGAGGCAAAGCGUGCCAAAAUCAAAGACGUAAGGAAGUUGAGUAUGAUUUGA
This is a messenger RNA of Papaver somniferum (opium poppy), 525 nucleotides long. RefSeq names its product MATH domain and coiled-coil domain-containing protein At3g58210-like. Gene Ontology annotation, molecular function: protein binding. Lineage: Eukaryota; Viridiplantae; Streptophyta; Magnoliopsida; Ranunculales; Papaveraceae. The transcript is spliced from 3 exons. The coding region runs from base 1 to 525 and encodes 174 amino acids. The record is from RefSeq and is a predicted model, not a curated record.